Olea europaea var. sylvestris is the source of this 561-nucleotide messenger RNA. RefSeq names its product protein SENESCENCE-ASSOCIATED GENE 21, mitochondrial-like. The transcript has 2 exons. The coding region runs from base 145 to 387 and encodes 80 amino acids. The record is from RefSeq and is a predicted model, not a curated record. Lineage: Eukaryota; Viridiplantae; Streptophyta; Magnoliopsida; Lamiales; Oleaceae.
CUCCUGGAUUCUUAAGGGUAAUUAUGAAAGUAUAAUCCCAAAGCACUUCGGCUUGUGCUGUCUAUAUAUAUAUAGCCUGUCAUGUAUUGAACCCACUAAACCCUAACAAAGAAAUCUAUAUUCAAUCUUUAUUCGCAAAAAGUAAUGGCCAAGUUUUUCCUCAACAGCCUUUUGCUUCUAAGGAGAGCAUCAACAAUUGCAGCAGAGAGUACUAAAACGCAGACAGUGACGUCGUCCGUAAAUAAAAAAGUGGCUGAUUCUGUAAGAAAAGAAGUAUUCUGGAUGAGAGAUCCGAAGACUGGAAACUGGAUUCCAGAGACUCACUUUGAGCAGAUUGAUGUUGCAGAGCUCAGAGAGAAACUUCUUUCCAAGAAGACGAAAUUAUGAAGAUUUUCAAUCGGGCUUCCAUUCUGAAGUUCUGGUGAAACCGGGCAGGAAUUUCUGCAAGACCAAUGUUCGUGAACGAAUAUCUUUUUCUUUUUGGCCUAUUUUCAGGUUUUACUAUGGUUGUAAAUUGGAAUCCUACUCACAAUAGAAUACUUUUGUGCCAUUGACUGACUU